CAAAGCGGAAUGUGUCACCCCCUCCCCCGCCCCAACACCGGUACCGUGAGGGUUUUGUUUAUAAAAGACAAUAAUUCCAAGAAUUAUGGAUCUUAUUUACCGGGCUCCCUUUCUGGUACUCGAGGUUCCAAACUUGAAACUGAAAAAACCAUCAUGGUUCGUGAAACCCAGUGCCAUGGUCGUAUUUUCCAUCAUAUUGUUGUCGUAUUUUAUGGUCACUGGAGGAAUCAUCUAUGAUGUGAUUGUGGAGCCACCGAGUGUCGGAUCAACAACUGAUGAACAUGGACACACCAGACCGGUGGCAUUCAUGCCUUAUCGAGUCAACGGUCAGUACAUAAUGGAAGGUCUGGCUUCAAGUUUUCUCUUCACGCUGGGUGGUCUUGGUUUCAUAAUCCUGGAUCAAACCCAUUCACCAUCUACUCCAAAACUCAACAGAAUUCUGUUGAUUUCUGUUGGAUUCAUCUGCAUCACUGUCUCCUUCAUCACCUGCUGGAUCUUCAUGCGCAUGAAGCUACCUGGCUACUUCUAGUGGUAAGCUUGAAGACAAUUAACAUUGUCUUCAGUAAUUUGCGAUCGUCGGUCGACGCUGCCAGGGAUUCCAUACCGCAAUGGGCGGGAUGAUAAAGCACAAAGGCAAUUCAAACACCAUUUCAAUUCUCUACUAUUUUAUUAAGAAUUUCAUACUCAUAUGCUAUACUUCUUAUAUUUCAAAUCACAUUAUUCCAUACAGUCGUUGGAUUAGUUACCUCCACAUAACAUAAUUCAUUAAUCGUAGGCAUAAUUAUGUCGGAAAUUUAAUCAUCAACACUUCGAUAAUAAAAUCGUGUAAAUACAGUA
This is a messenger RNA of Diachasma alloeum, 837 nucleotides long. Its product is annotated as oligosaccharyltransferase complex subunit OSTC. Gene Ontology annotation, cellular component: oligosaccharyltransferase complex. The record is from RefSeq and is a predicted model, not a curated record. The coding region runs from base 86 to 529 and encodes 147 amino acids. Lineage: Eukaryota; Metazoa; Arthropoda; Insecta; Hymenoptera; Braconidae. The transcript is spliced from 4 exons.